AAUCAAUAUUUUAUGAUACCCAUGGGCAUUUCGUUAAUUACGGUGAUAAAAAGUUUGUUGAAUGACUUUGGUAAACGAUAGAGGGCGCCAUUGUACUUAAACGGUAGUCGCACGGAUACAAAUGUCAAGGAUGUAAAAAGGCAUAACUUUUUGGAUUAUUUUAUCUGAGAAAGAAUUUGGGUCUCAAUCUCGUCUUUAUUCUUGUAUGUAAUGUAAUUGUACACAUUAUUACAAAUAUUCACUAUGCUAUUUUCAAUAUUCAGCUCAUUAUAGGUGAGUUUGGUAAUUAAUCAGUGUGUAGCGUAGUAAUUUUAGCCGGUUUAGGCGGAGGGGUCUAUUUGUUGCGUCCUUUUUCGUUGUUGGUCUCUAAAUGAGUGUCACGUAUGACAAUGAUGAGAGGGUAAAAUCCAACAUUCGGGGUGGAGGAAGAAGUUGGAGAGACCCGCUCAUGGAGCCAGUUUGAUUGCCAAUAAAUAGAGGAACGGAUCGGUUGGUUUUCUUCGGAUGGUGAAUAAAUCUGUCAGCAGAGUAACGUAUCAGUGAGCAACCCAAAAACAAGGUGUCAGGCCUUCCUUAAUUGUCUCCGGACUGAUAACAAAACACUACAAAUUUGGUAACACGGAUGGGGUUGCUUUAAUCUGCUGCUUUGCUGGUUGUCGUCCAGUACAUUGAGGGCAUUGGCCGAGUUCUGAAGAGGGAGUGAGGAUCCAAGUGGAGGACAGCGACUGGAAUAGCCUGUGGCAGUGCAAGUGGAGAAGCCCGGUGGCGGUAGUGCUGUUGGACCCUUUUGGAGCUACGAACUCAACCUUUACAUGUGCAUGUACAUGUGAAAUCUAAUGACUCUGAACUGAACUGGACUGAACUGGUUGAUCAGCAGUGAGGUGGGAUUAUGCGAUUCAAUUCGCACAUUGUUGGUAGGAUUUAGAUAGGCCUAUAUAUAGUUUGUUAGUCAGUAAAUUUUACCUGAUAAUGUAUAGGUGUUAGUUUUAUUCCUAGUGAAAACCAACCGGUCCUGUUGAAGCAAAUUUACCUGGGUUUAGGUGUUUAUGACUUAAUUUUGAUUGUACAAAUUGGUUAGCCUUCAAUAACUGAAUCAUAAUUUCUUGACUCACAAUGGCCGUACCAGAGGCUGAUCUUGUGACGCGCUUGGUCGCAGGGCUGACCGAGGCACUUCGGCAAGAUAAACCGAAGAAUGUCAUUCAGAGGCCCUUGAAGUUGGGUAAAUACUAUGGUAGGCCUAGUAAACCGGGAGAUCCGACCAUUAUUGAAUGGCUUGAAGAUGCAGAGGUUUAUCUGCAACAAUGUCGUAUCCCUGAGGUAGAUAGGGCUAAAGUGGUUGUCCACCACCUCGCGGGUGUUGCUCGCGAUGAGAUCAAAUGCCACAAUGAGAAUGUAACGGGUGACUAUGCAGCGCUAAAAAAACUCCUUCGGCGUCAGUUUGGGGCAGAGGAGUCAGUACAGGCCCUUCAGAAGGCCCUUUUUGAAAGACGGCAAAGGGAAGACGAAUCCCUUAUGGAUUUUUCCCGCUCGCUCAUGCGAAUGCAUGAUCGGAUUUUAGAGGUUGCUACAGAAACAGAGAAAGAUGCAUUGAAGGGUUUGAGAGAUAGGGUUUUGAUUGGGCAGUUUGUGGCGGGCGCAAGGAAUCAAGGUGUCAGGCUUGAGCUGAGGCGCUUAGAGUUGGCUGAACCGGAUCAGGAUUUUACCGAAAUGAGGGAUUCAGCUCGCGAGUUGUUCAGAGAUCUAGAGGAGUACCCUCGGGGUUCUCGACGUGGUGCAAGUGUGCACUUGCAUCACCUAGGUACAGAAAAUGAUCUGAAUAGUGACGAGCCAGUGGCUGAUGCUAAUGUUAGCAUUAACCAAGUAGUUAACAAGUCCCAAGGGGACACACAGUUGCAAACAGUGUUGCAACAACAACAAGAGAUUCUUAAAUGUAUGCAAACACAGCAAGAAACUCUUUGCAAACAGCAGGAACAGAUAACUACGCUUAUGCAAGCAGUGGUGAAACAAAGUGGGACGGUAACUAGCCAGGGCAUGUAUGAAGGCUCAGGAAGGCGGCAGGACAGGCCCCCGAUUCGCUGUUUUUAUUGUAAACGCCCAGGUCACAUGAAGCAUGAGUGUAAACUUCGUAUGGCUCACGAAAAAGCGAAUGGGGGGCAAGGGCAGGCUAUGGGAGAUGCACAAAACACAGGGUCGGGAAACCAGACUUCUCUGCCACUGUAGGCCGAGUGACAGAGGAACAAUCUGGAAAGGCCUCACCAGUUGGAAGUGUAACAGAGAAGUCUUAUGAAGACAUACUAACCAGUCUAGUAAAAGAGAGCCCCAAGGCUCAUAUUGCUUUGGCUGGAGUGCCAGUGGAAUGUAUCCUCGAUACCGGGGCAGAGACUUCUCUGAUUAGCGCCUCUUUUUAUAGGGAUCACCUUGCAGGGAAAUUGAGUGGAGUCAAAACUCUAGGUACUUACCUGCGUGUGUUUGGGGCAGGGAAUAGUGAGGUACCAAUUGAGGGGUACAUACAUGCCCCACUGAUGGUACAUAACCAGACUAUUGAUGCACAUUUUUUGGUGGUCAAAGAAUUUCCUAAG
Molecule: messenger RNA, 2579 nt
Organism: Asterias rubens (European starfish)
Lineage: Eukaryota; Metazoa; Echinodermata; Asteroidea; Forcipulatida; Asteriidae
Exons: 2
Coding region: 1114-2220 (368 amino acids)
Molecular function (GO): nucleic acid binding; zinc ion binding
Source: RefSeq, a predicted model, not a curated record